This is a messenger RNA of Lodderomyces theae, 699 nucleotides long. RefSeq names its product WW domain-containing protein IFU5 (gene IFU5). Gene Ontology annotation, molecular function: protein binding. The record is from RefSeq and is a predicted model, not a curated record. Lineage: Eukaryota; Fungi; Ascomycota; Pichiomycetes; Serinales; Debaryomycetaceae. The coding region runs from base 1 to 699 and encodes 232 amino acids. The transcript has a single exon.
AUGGCAAAAGACGAUCCAACAAGGCCCCCAACUGUUCCAGAUGGAUGGCUCGCAAAGUUUGACGAGAAAUACAAAACAUGGUUCUACGUAGAUUUAGCAACCAAGAAGUCACAAUGGGAGGCACCAAAAGGAACUGUUUUCGACAAGGAUGAUGAUGUGCCACCUCCAGCCUACAGUCCAACUGCGUCCAAAGCAAAUACCGCAUCUCCAAACCCUCCAAAACAAAGCGUUCCUCCAAGACAAGAAGAAAGCAAAGGCUUAUUUAGUCAUCACAAACAACAAGCGGGAUAUGGUAAUGGAAGUGCUCCUCGUCCAUACCCUGCACAACCAGGUUAUGGCGGAUACCCACCACAGCAAGGAUAUGGAGGUUAUCCUCCUCAAGGAUACGGUGGAUACCCACCCCAAGGAUACGGGGGUUAUCCGCCACAAGGAUACGGAGGCUAUCCGCCACAGCAACAGCAACAACCUCAGAGAAGCAGAUUUGGUGGAGGAGCAGGUAACAUGGCGUUAGGUGUUGGUGGUGGUUUACUAGGAGGUAUGCUACUUGGAAAUGCCAUCAAUGGUUGGGAGGACCACGAGAGGAUGGAAGGGUACCAAGACGGUUAUCAAGAUGGUUACGAUAAUGGUGACUAUGGUGGAGGUGGUGAUUACGGUGGAGGAGAUUUCGGUGGAGGAGAUUUCGGUGGAGGCGAUUUUUAG